AUGACCCAUGACGAUGAAGCUGGCGUUAAGGUCAAGUCACCUGGUUACAGGUACAAGACAUUUAAUUCUAAAAAACGGCGUAAGAGAUGCAAGGCUGAUGGAAAGUCAAUUACCGAGAAUGAUAUGAUCACUUCGAUAGAGAUGGCGAGACAGUUGUUGAUGGAUAGUCAGUUCUAUGUGGAGCUCAAAGAAUCUUUGCAGAAGCAUCUGUCCGCCCAUUCCGCAUCAGUCGUAGACAUUGUAUGCUACGGCAUAGGCAGCAUUGAAUCGUCUAUUCGAUCGCGAUACCAGCUUGCUUUUGCAUUGUUAUUGAGGGAAUUAUUACAGAGUCAAGUAUCGGUAAGGAACGCUCAUACGCUAGGUGUACUCCCCUCGAUUCUUAUCCUAGUGUUGGCAUUUGGAAUUGGAGCGGCAUCUGUCUAUUGGGCUCUCGAUAGCUUGUUAUCUGCCGAAACGACGCUAGGGGAUGUAAAAGCGCUUCAUACGGGAUUGUCUAAUGCAGAUGAUGCAGUGUUAGUGUUAUGCUACAUAGCAGUCUACAUAUUUCUUCAGUCGUUCGCGAUACCCGGGAGCGUUAUGCUUAGUGUCCUGGGUGGAACAUUAUGGGGAACUUGGAAGGCAUUAGCAUUAGUUGGCUUUUGCUCGGCGACAGGAGCAACCAUUUGUUAUUUCCUAUCAUACUAUUUGGGACAAUCAGUCACUAGAGUAUACCUUGCAGAGAGGAUGGAACAAUGGAAUGAACAGUUGAAAAAUCAUAAACAGCAUCUGUUUUCCUACAUAGUCUUUCUGAGAGUGACACCAUUCCUUCCAAACUGGUUUAUCAAUAUUGCCUCUCCUCACAUGAAUGUCGGCAUCAAUACAUUCUAUUGGGCUACAUUUUUUGGGGUCAUGCCUCUAUCAUUCAUCCAUGUUCAGGCCGGAGAGACAAUACAUAGAAUAACAGAGACGGACGAUUUCACUUUCUUAACGCCACAGAAUGUACUUACUAUGACAAUGAUAGCUGUUGCUGCGCUCAUUCCGAUAAUUAUAAGAAGAAAAUUCGAGCAAAAGGAUAAAGCGGAAUGA
Paraglomus occultum is the source of this 1065-nucleotide messenger RNA. The record is from the annotation of a GenBank genome assembly. Lineage: Eukaryota; Fungi; Glomeromycota; Glomeromycetes; Paraglomerales; Paraglomeraceae.